Messenger RNA from Daphnia magna, 3276 nucleotides. Its product is annotated as calcium-activated chloride channel regulator 3A-1. The coding region runs from base 26 to 3115 and encodes 1029 amino acids. The transcript has 17 exons. Lineage: Eukaryota; Metazoa; Arthropoda; Branchiopoda; Diplostraca; Daphniidae. The record is from RefSeq and is a predicted model, not a curated record.
UCAUUUUAGUUUAUUCUCGAACACCAUGUCGGCCAGGUCGUUAACAACGAUUCGAUUGGCUGUCGCAUUUUUCGUUUUGGGGAUCUUGUUGGGAACGAGCGCAGCCAUCAGCUUGGACAGAAACGGUUACGAAUUCACCGUUGCAAUCUCUGAGGAUGCAAUGGAUAUGGCAGACGAUCAACGACUUCCCUUCCUUGACGCUCUCAAAGCGACAUUGACAUCUACGUCUAGAAUGCUUUUUGACGCGACCGAUAACAUGCUCUACUUCCAAAAAGUCAACAUUUUAGUGCCGAGUUCAUGGAUCAGUAUUCUCAGUGGCACCCAAGUCACGGCGACAUCCAAGCAUAAUUACUUGAACGCUGAUAUGCGAAUCGAAACCACAAAAAAUGAAGCGCAAUCUCUGAUCCAACCAGCACGGUCCUACAAUUCUAAAAUGUGUGGCCAGCCAGGUGAAUACAUCAUUGCGCCGCCCCAGUUUUUCCUCGACGUCAAUGGCGCAACUGUUGCCAAGUAUGGCGAUAAAGCUAAGGUAAUACUUCACGAAUUCGCCCAUUACCGAUACGGAGUUCAUGAUGAACAUGGAAUUCCGGAGACUUUUAGCGACCUAGGUGCCAAAUUUCCCUACACCUACUUAAAUCCUCGAGGCGAAUGGCAGCUUACAGGCUCCAACGACAGCAAGAUAGAGGGAUCUUACAAGAAUGCGACGGGAGGAGAUUGUACUUAUCCAAAUACCUCAGAUGCGCCAGGUGCUGAUCUCAAAUGCAGAUUCAUCGCCGAUAUGACUGCCACAACUGGACCGUCAUCAUCCUUGAUGUUUAUGCCAUUUCUACCUACGGUUUCCAAGUUUUCCGAUGAAAAUAAUCACGACCGAGCAGCUCCGAACAAGCAAAACUACUGGUGUCGCAAUCGGAGUACCAAAACGGUCAUUACAAAGAAUCCCGAUUUCAGCAACCUGAGUCCUCUGGCUAGUAACACCCCCACGACACCGCAAUUCAGUUAUCUAGUCCGUGCAUCGCAAGCAGUUUACAUAGUCCUGGACACGUCUAAUCACACUUUAGCCGAUAAUACUGUGUUCAAUAACAUCAAAACAGAAAUAGCGCGAAGGAUGAUUCCACAACUAGCGGCGCUCAGUCCCAGAUCUUUUGUAGGCAUCGCAACUAUGGGCGGAUCUACCGUUACCUCGAAUGGUCGUUUAGGUGGAUAUCUAACUGAAAUACAAUCUCCCGUAUUGGUGUCUGAAAACGAGCAAAUUCUGGUUAAUAAGGUGACAGCAUUGACUAGAUCAGCUGGGCAAGGCUUGUUAUUAGAGAAAGCAAUUCUGGACGUCGGUGAUAUUUUGACCGAGUUCACUCAUUUGUCGGGGUCAAUCGCCCUGCUGGUUAAACUGAACGAUAUCACCGGAGAACAACAAAUGAACGUGGAAUGCGAGGCUACUCACUUACUUAAUUCACGCAGUGCACGCCUGGUAACGUUCGAAUUCGGCAGUAAUAAUGUGCUCGUCAGGAGCACGUUAAUGUCUGGUGGAACCCAUUUUCCUGCCGAUUCUACGAACUAUCAGUCCGUUUUCUCAAGUGCAAUUAAUAAGACUCUUGAGCUCACCGGGGAGUCGCGGUAUCAAAACCGAAGAAUACAACUUGUGCGUGAUCAGUUCACGACUCUUGCUUCAAAACCUUUCCGGGGAUUUUACACUGUAGACUACUUGGAUAGCGUGAUAGAAUUGCAUUUUUUCGUGCCCGUUUCACGAACCAGUGACUACGAAAUCAGUGUUAACAACACGGAUGGCACGACCUAUACAUUGCUGUCACAAGAACACAAGCAAUUGUAUUUGAGUUGGGAUAAAAAAUACAAAGUUCACACAUUUCAACUAACACCGCUAACAAAAAGCGUGACUGCCACAUAUUCGGUUAGCACGUCUGGAGCUGAAAUGACAGGCUAUGUGGAGGCUAUUGAAGUUCUGGGUAACAAUGUUGCCGUUCACGUUGGCGGAGGAGGCCAAGCCGAAACUCGGGUUGUCGAGGUUGAAGUCUACACCAGCGGAAAUAACGGUGUUCUUAACAUGGCUGCUGUUAACGAAGAUACGUCUUUCCUGGUCUACGCUUCAGUUCGUAAAGGCUACAUGGCUUCUCGCGCACUAAAGUCUGCCGUUGCCAUGAUUCACGGACCAACUGGAAUCACAGAGAACAUCUCUUUGCGUGACGACGGUCUUUAUCCUGAUUUACUUGAGAGAGACGGGAUCUAUUCAGGAUUCUACAGGCCACCAACAAGUCCUUCCAACGGCAACUACCGCAUUUCUGUUCGAUUGGACGGUUUUCGAAGAAACGAUCCACUUGCGCCAUUCAACCCUCCUUCGGGUCGCUCCAUGCCCAUCGAUCAGACUGAAGAUCCGUCGUUCACCGAAGGAGGUUCUACCACCUCUUUCCAGCGUUGGUAUCCCUAUAUUAAAAAUCUUCAAGUACAGGCCGCGAAUUUUUACGAGGAGAAACCACUUCGUAUUAUGGAUUUUAUGAUCGAUUACGUCCAUUCGGUUAACGAUAAUGUUACAUUCAAAUGGACUGCUCCUCAAAAUAGCUACGGCAAAAAUGAUUCCGUUGCGUCGUACAGGCUGGCUUAUAGCAGUUAUCCUAGUGACAUCAUCGACGAUAAAGGAAGUAUUCCUACGUCGGCUGUAUUGGUCAAAGAUAGUGACAUUGUCGGCGGAACCUUAACACCUGCGAAGCCAUACGAGACACAAACGGUGACCGUCAGAAUGCAACGAGUUGGACCUUCACCUCCUACGAUUUAUUUCACAAUUAGUUCGGGAAGUACAACGGGGUUUCAAUCUUACACUGCACCUAUGGUUUAUCUUACUGGGUCGGAGCCCCCACCGAUUACCACCACUACCGUUCCGUCAACUGUUACCACCACAAGAACCAGCACAGUAGCAUCUACUGUACAGACAUCUUCUACAUCAACGCAGAGUCCUACAACGACCAGUAGUUCGGCUACAGCGACACCUACUACAGUGACAAAAACUACAAGCACUACAAUGGCUCCUAGUGAUGCUCAACGCAUCGGUGUUUCAUUCUUUUUUAAUUCUUUCUUUUCCCUCUUCUUAAUUCUAACGUUCGCGUUGUAAAAAUUCAAACAAAGAAAAGGUAUUUUUUCAUUUAGGUCUUUUUCAUAAAAGUCUUUCGUUCUGGUCCUUAGAUUACAGUGCCCAUCCUCCCAAACAAUUAUAAGACUAUGAAUAAGUGAAUUAGUUUACGUGAAAUUCGAAAUAAAAGGCUUCCAAUUGUA